This is a messenger RNA of Durusdinium trenchii, 1200 nucleotides long. The record is from the annotation of a GenBank genome assembly. NCBI's taxonomy places the organism in Eukaryota, Dinophyceae, Suessiales, Symbiodiniaceae.
AUGGGCGUGAAGUUCAUUUGGGGAGAAGUCAAGGAGCUCAAUGGAGCCAGGAAGACUGCCAGUAUCAAGACCAUGUUCUCCAACAACAUCGAUGAGGUUGGCUUCGACUAUUGCAUCAUUUGCUCCGGCUGCAACUUCGGCCCCUUCAAGCCCAUGGGCGAGUCCUUGUGGUUCCCCACGGUCCACGAGGAGGCCCGAGGCCAUUCCGAUUGGAAGCACAUCGAUGAGCGCUACCUGGAGGGGCGUCGUCGUCAUGUUUUGGAGGAGUACCAGAAGCUCACGGACCUCAACAAGAAGCAGGCCACGGUCUUGAUUGUGGGUGCGGGCUUCAUCGGAGUGGAGUGGGCCACAGAACUGGAGCACUUCUUUCCGAACUUGAAGAUCACCAUCAUCGAUUUCCUUCCUCGAUGCUUGGGGCCUCUGCCGGAUGGUGCUGCUGACUACUGCUCAGAUUAUAUGGCAGCUUGCGGCAUCAAGGAGUUCUACAAUUGCAAGUAUGACCCCAAGAACCCGGAGUUCUGGAAGCAAAUCGAGCUCCCCAAUGGUGCGGACGAGAUCUACGUGUGCAUCGGAGUGAAGGCCUCGAACUAUUUCAUGCCAGCUGAGACGCUCUCGGACAAGGGCCCCGGAGGAGGUGGUUGGAUUCAUUUCAACAAACAUCUCCAAGUGACCCAGACACCUGGCGAAAUUGGCUGGAAGCCGUCCCUGGGCGGGGGUGUUUGGGCUGAUGGCACGAUCUAUGCGGUGGGUGACUGCAAUUAUGGCUGCAUCGGUGAGCCGGGCAAGUGGGAGAUGCCUCCAGUGCCCAAGAUCUCAUACCCAGGAGAGGAGCAGGCCUACCAUGCUUGCUUGAACGUUAUGAAGAUGGAGAACGGCCAAAAGAACAAGUUGCUUGGCCCGGAGGAUGGUGAACGGUUGGUGGUCACCUGGUGGCCAUGGGGUGCCGGCAUGUUCGCCACGAGCCUGGGACCUCACGAUGCUUGCUUCGUGGCCGCGGCCAAUGAGAACAAGAACUCGGGCUACAUGGUGAACUGGUGGAUCCCCGCGGCGUUGCAGAAGGAGAUUACCGGUGAUCGACCGGAGAUCAUUGAAACCACCAAGAUCGACGAGUGCCGCGACCGUUGGAUUGGUAUCCUCAUUUGGCACUUUGUGCAUCACACCCCCGUGCACCUGUUUGGCCGUGGCCCGUGGUUUGUUUAG